CUGCACCCUUCGCCACGAGCUGCACGGGGCCGGCUGCUGGCGAAGUACCAGCGGCGCGCCUCAAGGCCGGGCGGGGCACUGCCUCUCCGGCUGGAAUGCGGCUCCUGCCGCACCUGUCGCUCGGGGAGCUCCCGCCGCCCUGGGCCCCUCGUCUGUGCUCCCCAGACGGGCGGUGCCAGUCUGCAGCUCGCGGCAGCCGAGGGGAGAGACGCAGCCGGGCAGGGAUGGAAGACUGGGUUUACUGUCUCUUUUUUUUUUGUGCGGUGUUUUCUGCAAGAGUCCUUGGUUUCCCAAAUGGAAAAAUCAAUGCAGCUUGUGAUUCCAUGUUACCUAGUCAUGGUAACGUUGUUUCACAAACUACAGCAGCACCUUACAGGAUCUCCAUAUCCAGCUCUUCAUUUGACCCAGGAAACAAGAUCACGGUGACUCUACAAGGAAUUGACAGUUCCACUUUUAAAGGAUUUUUACUGCAGGCCCGAGCAGUUAGUGGAGAUGGUAUUGUUGGUACUUUUCAAAUCAUAGAUCCAAACACACAAGGUCUUUUGUGUAACCAAGUUGAGAAUUCUUCAAUGAGUCACACAAAUCGCAACAGCAAGCAAAAUGUAACCGCAAUUUGGGUAGCACCAUCAGGCACAGGAAAUGUACAAUUCAGAGCAACUGUUGUUCAGAAUGUGAGUGUUUUCUGGGCUGAUGUCAGAAGUCAAACUCUUGUGUCUUCCAGCUCCUCUGUUGACUCAACCUCUGGACGUGAAGGCUGUGGAACACAGAAGUUUUGUUUCAUCAGUCCCACUGGGUGUAAUCUGGAUGAUCCAAAUUGUUAUUUCAUGUCUUCUGAGUCACUAGGUGGUGACGCUUUUAAAUUUGAAAUGAGCGGCCUUUCUGAUGGAUAUAUAGCCAUUGGGUUUUCUGAUGAUACACAAAUGGGGAAUGAUGACAUUUAUAUCUGUGGUAAGAAUGCAACAGGACAAAUAGAAGUUCAACAUGCCUUUUCAACUGGACGAACUAGUCCCGACAUUUUGAGCCUGGGUAAUGUUCAGACCAUAAUGACUUCCUUUAACAACGGAAUCAUCAACUGCUCUUUCAUUUCAAGAAAUCCCAUAUCGACUCAGUCAAAAGCUGCCAGCAAUUUGUACUUCAUAUUUCUGGCCCAGGGACCAUCGUCAGCUGGAAAGAUACAGAAGCAUCCUACGACACCUUUUAUCACUCCUCAGAAAGUGAACAUUUCAAGUUAUGAAGCAGUUGGUAGCACCAGUUCUACACCUUCUAUUAUUAAGGCUCAUGGGGCCCUGAUGCUGAUAGCCUGGAUGACCACAGGAAGUAUAGGAAUGAUAUUUGCUAGGUAUUUGAAGAAUACUAUCAGAAAAACUCUCCUUGGCAAAGAUAUUUGGUUUCAGAUUCAUUUGUCUCUGAUGGUGAUAACGGUCGCAGAAACAAUAACUGCUUUCGUACUGGCCUUUGUAGCAGUAAUGGGAUGGGCUAAUCAUGCAGAAGCCCAUGCUGUCAUCGGAUGCAUUAUCAUGAUUCUUUCUUUCUUACAACCAGGGAUAGCGCUUUUUCGGCCUUCUCCUCAAAGUAAAAGGAGAUUUAUUUUUAACUGGUUUCAUGCUCUAAAUGCUUUUGUCAUAAAAGUCUUGGCUGUUGCUGUCAUAUUUCUGGGACUGCAGAUGCUUGACCCCUCUCCCAGCCGAUGGAUGGUCAAAACUAUGGGAGGAUUUGUAGGAUGGGAGGCAUUAGUGUACAUAAUGCUUGAUGUAAAUGCUUGGUUGAAAAAGAAAGAGAAAUAUGAAGAUUCACAUAGAAAGAUAAAAAAUGAAAUGGUUCUAUUUUUAAUAUAUAUAUGUGGAAACCUGGCAUUUUUAAUAGCACUGCUUGUGGGAAUUGGAAAAUCCUAAAAUGGACGGAAUUUAUCUUGGAGGAAUGAAGAUUAUUCCUAUCUUGAGACGCUUCUAGAGUAAAUACAAAGAAACAAUGAACACUGAAUAGAUAUUUUAGCAAGUUUUUAAUUUUUGUUUGUUUAUAAAUAAUAUUUUAGGUUCCCUAAUUGACACAUUAUCAUUUUCUACGCAAUAAUUGAAAAUAAUUUUUAUAAAUGAAAUUUCAUUAGCUGCUUAUUGGAGAUGUUCUACACAGUAUAAUAUGAUGCAAAUAAUUAAUUAUUUCUGAUUUGAAAGGUAAGAAGGCAGUAUAUAAAUGCUAGGUGUUCACAGUUGGUUUGUAUUACACUCCUUUCUAACCUUUGUCGAUGUUUCCAUCCUUAACAAGAAAGGAUUUGUUUGUGUAGAGAAAAAGUUGAGGAUCUGAUUUUCAUAUGACUAAUUUAGACUGAGAACUGCACAGGCAAAUCUCUGUGUCCACCAGAGUCCUGUUGACUUCAGGAUUUCAGUGAGGCUCAGUGCAGGCUCAGGGGUCUAUCGACAAGGUUCCCAGUACAAGGUCAGGGCCACAGAGUGUGUCUGCACAGGAGCUGGAAGGUGUAAUUCCAGCACAAGAUAGACCUGUGCUGUCUCCGAUCAAGUUAGCACUCAGAAAAACAGAAGCGUCGUCAUGGCAGCACAAGCAGCAGAACAAGAUAGCCGCACUGAGUACAUACAUACAGGGCCGACUUUACGCCAGUCCCACCGAUUCCCUGGAAUUGGGCCCUGCACCGAAGGGAGCCCUGCUCCAGGGGUCUUCUGUGGGACUUUGGUGGUGGGGGGUCCUUUAGUGCUGCCAAAGCCCUGGACCACUGCCGAGUAUUGCAAUCAGGUACCGCGAGUCAUAAAGCCGGCUUUGCAUGCAUAUGGUCUUGGACAGGAUCAUACUUGGGGCAGCUAGCACGUGCCAGUCUCAUGUCACAGGAGCCAUACUUCUCUUUUUUAGCAUGCUAACUUACUUAAAGCUAGCUUAGCUAAGUCUCCUCGAACUGAAAUUUAUGCCUUCCAGCUCCCGUGCACACAUAUUUCCAGUCUACUGUAGGCUUCUGUUCCCAUUGAUGUCAACCAAAAAAACUCCCUCUGACCUACAUGGUCCAGGAUCUGACCUAUAGACAGUGCCUGGCUGUAUUCAUGCUUGUUCAGAUUUAAUGGGUAUUUCUAACAUAAUUCCCUGUUUUCAAAUACUCAAAACUUUCUUUUAUAGUCUGAAAAUAGGAACAUGAGAUUACACAAUGAAACUUGAAAAUGCAGAUAUGUUUUGAAAAUUGUAAAGGUCCCAGAACCCAUGAUGUACUCUAUAUAAGCUUCUUUUUUACUAAUUAUAUUUGAUUGUUGUUUUUAUAAUGCAAUUUACAUAUGAUGAAUAAUA
Gopherus flavomarginatus (Mexican gopher tortoise) is the source of this 3282-nucleotide messenger RNA. RefSeq names its product putative ferric-chelate reductase 1. The transcript is spliced from 16 exons. The record is from RefSeq and is a predicted model, not a curated record. NCBI's taxonomy places the organism in Eukaryota, Metazoa, Chordata, Testudines, Testudinidae. The coding region runs from base 96 to 1892 and encodes 598 amino acids. Gene Ontology annotation, molecular function: oxidoreductase activity, acting on metal ions.